Messenger RNA from Pipistrellus nathusii (Nathusius's pipistrelle), 849 nucleotides. Lineage: Eukaryota; Metazoa; Chordata; Mammalia; Chiroptera; Vespertilionidae. The record is from the annotation of a GenBank genome assembly.
AUGGCCCGCAGACCCGGGGCGCCGGCCGCCUACGGGGAGGACUUCUCCUUCGUCAGCCCGCUGGUGAAAUACCUGCUCUUCUUCUUCAAUAUGCUCUUCUGGGUGAUUUCCAUGGUGAUGGUGGCCAUAGGAGUCUAUGCUCGGCUGAUGAAGCACACAGAAGCAGCCUGGGCCCUGGCUGUGGAUCCAGCCAUCCUGCUGAUCGUGGUGGGCAUCCUCAUGUUUCUGCUCACCUUCUGUGGCUGUAUCGGAUCCCUCCGUGAGAACAUCUGCCUCCUGCAGACGUUCUCACUCUGCCUCACCAUCGUGUUCCUGCUACAGCUGGCUGCCGGGGUCCUGGGCUUCGUCUUCUCAGACAAGGCACGAGGGAAAGUGAGUGAGAUCAUCAAUAAUGCCAUUGUGCACUACCGAGAUGACUUGGACCUGCAGAACCUCAUUGAUUUUGGCCAGAAGGAGUUCAGCUGCUGUGGAGGGAUUUCCUACAAGGACUGGUCCCAGAACAUGUACUUCAACUGUUCAGAAGACAAUCCCAGCCGGGAGCGUUGCUCUGUGCCUUACUCCUGUUGCUUGCCUACUCCCAACCAGGCAGUGAUCAACACCAUGUGUGGCCAAGGAAUGCAGGCCCUUGAGUACUUGGAAGCUAGUAAAGUCAUCUACACCAAUGGCUGUAUUGACAAGUUGGUCAACUGGAUACACAGCAACCUCUUCUUACUUGGUGGUGUGGCACUGGGCCUGGCCAUCCCCCAGCUGGUGGGAAUCCUGCUGUCCCAGAUCCUUGUGAAUCAGAUCAAAGAUCAGAUCAAGCUACAGCUCUACAACCAACAGCACCGGGCUGACCCAUGGUACUGA